Molecule: messenger RNA, 2551 nt
Organism: Carassius carassius (crucian carp)
Lineage: Eukaryota; Metazoa; Chordata; Actinopteri; Cypriniformes; Cyprinidae
Gene: eef1a1b
Product: eukaryotic translation elongation factor 1 alpha 1b
Biological process (GO): translation; translational elongation
Molecular function (GO): translation elongation factor activity; GTPase activity; GTP binding
Source: RefSeq, a predicted model, not a curated record
CUGAUACAACCGAGAAGCGUCGCGACUUUUGCUCCUGCUGCCCUGGACAACCGGCGCCUCUCUCCAAGGCUGACUGUAACCCAAUGAGAGCCCAGUGAUGGGUAAGGAGAAGCUCCAUAUCAACAUUGUGGUCAUUGGCCAUGUGGAUUCAGGGAAGUCCACCACCAUUUACAAGUGCGGAGGCAUCGACAAGAGGACCGUUGAAAAGUUUGAGAAGGAAGCUGCAGAGAUGGGAAAAGGCUCUUUUAAGUACGCUUGGGUCCUUGACAAGCUAAAAGCUGAGAGAGAGCGAGGCAUCACCAUCGAUAUCUCCCUGUGGAAGUUUGAGACCAGCAAGUACUAUGUCACCAUCAUUGAUGCUCCAGGACACAGAGACUUUAUUAAGAACAUGAUCACUCGGACCUCACAGGCAGACUGUGCUGUGUUGAUUGUGGCAGCUGGCGUUGGAGAAUUUGAGGCUGACAUCUCAAAGAAUGGCCAAACACGAGAGCACGCUUUGCUGGCAUACACCCUGGGUGUCAAACAGCUGAUCGUGGGUGUCAACAAGAUGGACUCUACGGAACCCAAUUACAUGAAGCGCUAUGAAGAGAUUGUGAAGGAAGUCAGCACUUACAUCAAGAAAAUUGGCUACAACCCUGAUACAGUGGCAUUCGUUCCAAUCUCUGGAUGGAAUGGAGAUAACAUGCUGGAGGCCAGCCCAAACGUUAGUGUCAUAAAUCAUUUUAAUAUGCUGAUGCGCUGCUCAAGUCAAGAAAUAUUUCUUAUUAUUACCAUUCAGCCUCCAACCCGCCCCACUGACAAACCCCUUCGCCUCCCACUGCAGGACGUUUACAAGAUUGGAGGAAUUGGUGCUGUGCCUGUGGGACGGGUUGAAACAGGCAUUCUGAAACCUGGCCUAGUUGUGACAUUUGCCCCUGUGAAUGUGACCACUGAGGUGAAAUCUGUGGAGAUGCAUCGUGAGGCCCUAUCUGAAGCUCUUCCGGGUGGUAAUGUGGGAUUUAAUAUGACGAAUGUCUAAGUCAAAAAUAUCCGACGUGGGAAUGUUGCAGGUGACAGCAAGAAUGAUCCUCCAACAUUAUCCGCUUUCUGCUCUGGUCAGGUGAUCAUUCUGAACCACCCAGGUCAGAUCAGCACUGGUUAUGCCCCCGUGUUGGACUGCCACACUGCUCACAUUGCUUGUAAAUUUGCCGAGUUGAAGGAAAAGAUAGACCGUCGCUCUGGAAAGAAGCUGGAAGACAAUCCCAAGUCCCUGAAGUCUGGGGAUGCUGCUAUUGUAGAUAUGAUACCAGGCAAACCCAUGUGUGUGGAGAGUUUCUCUGAGUAUCCUCCUCUUGGUCGCUUUGCAGUGCACGACAUGCGUCAAACCAUAGCAGUGGGCGUCAUCAAAGGGGUUGAGAAGAAAACCCCGACCUCUGGGAAGGUCACUAAAUCUGCCCAAAAGGCCCAGAAGAACAAAUGAAUGUUGUGCUGGGCUGCGAACACUCGGGUCAGCCACACCAUCCCUCCUCAUCUCAACUUCAUAAACAAAGCUUGGUUAAUUAUCACAAUGCAUCGCAAAAGCAGAAGGAAAAGUACUGUAAAACUUAUGCCUGCUUGACAAAGAUUACAGUAGUGAUAAGUAUAUUUAUGUUCAAUCAUAUGUUCUGUUUGAAUUAUCAGUUUUCAUUGUGGUAUUUGUUCUAUUUUUUAAUUAUUCGAAGCACUUUAAGCAGAUCUGCCUCUGGUGGGAGUGUAGAGUAAGCUUUGUUAUCCUGUAGCUUGUGUGCAAUAUCAAAACCCUCUUGCUAACAUUGCUUGUGUAACCUGCUUGCAAUAGAAACUGUUCCAGCUUGUCCAAAAGCUAUGAGAUUUUAUCGUAGUCUCUUAAGUUAGUUUGAUGUGUUGUGACAUAGCUUUAUAAUUGAAGUUCAGUGUCUUUUUCUGUUUGCAUGAAGCGAAAGUAGCUAGCGCACUUUACUGUCUAACCUGACAGCGCUCUGAACAAGCAUGAGCCAUCUUGUUUGCACUUGCACUCAUGUACCUUAAGGGGAAUAUGAUUCUCCAUUAUCUAAUGUAUUUCGGUUCAUAACCAACAUUAAAAUACAUUUGAACUCAGAUGCCUGCUUCUAAAUUACUGGACAAAGAAAUAACAAGAAGACAUUUUCACAGACAUCUUUGAUGGGGCUUUUGUAUUUUAAUCAGACAUUUGAGAGCUCUGACAACAAUGUUCAGUGCUGGUGCACAUGCAAACAAUUUUUUUUGUAAAUAUCAUUAUACAAUAAUUAUUUAUAAUGUAUAUUGUAUAAUGAUGUAUAUUUACAAAACAAACUAGAUUUUAAGGUGGACUGUGUGAAUUGUGUUUGCGGUGUGAUCAGAGCUAAAAAAAAAAAAAAUACCAACUGAUGUAGAAAGGAAACUAUGAGGUGCUCUUCUCAUCAUUUAAUAUGCUUUAUCAAAACUGUACAAUUUUUAGCAGCAUCAGUUUCUUACAACAUGUCUGGCACUUUUUUUGUUUUUACAUAAGAAAAGUAAAUGACCUUUUAAUACAAUAUAAUCAAUUCAGAAAGUGUGA